AAAAGACGAUCCAGGUGGGACUGAAGCCACCGCUCGGUGAAGUGCAGGGCCGUGCCGGAUCCAUCAACACACUCCAUUGACUGUUGCUCUUUAUGCUCAUUCAUGGCUCUCAUAACUGCUACUCCUUCUUCCCAACACCCGGACACUCUCCUUGCCGUCCUAUAUAUACCGCCCACUCUCCACCUCUGUCUCACAGCCCCCCAGCCGCCCAUCUACCUUUUUCGGAAUCGUUCAGCUGUAAACUAUUUUCGACGUUGUCGAUACAGUUCACUGUCGGUUUUCUGAAGCUAUGGCGAUGAGACUGGUUGCAGUUGCUGCGGUUCUCCUCAGCUGCAGCUGCUUCGCUCCUGCUGAUGCCGCCAGGGCAUUGCUUACUCUACCCGGGAGUGGCAGUGGGAGUGGUGGCUUGAGCAGCUUGCUCCCGAGCUUGAGCUUCUGCCCACCCCCUCCCUCGACGGACCCAGUGACCCCGCCUUACACUCCGUCCUACAGUCCUCCUACUCCCUCUGUAGACUCUCCGGUGAUCCCCACCCCUUCUGCUCCUUAUACUCCUACUCCGACGACGCCCAGUGGUGGAUCCCCCUCUACCCCUACUCCCAGCACCCCGUCUUCUCCGUAUACCCCAAGUCCUUCUGGUUCUUCUCCCGGCUCUGGUUCCCCACCUGCAGGUGGUUACUGAGAGGUUGUUUUCGUUGCGGUGUGGGCCUCAGGAUUCAAGGUCCAUGAGAGCACUGCUAUUAUGUUGUUGUGUUGGGCAUUUUUACGUGAAUGGAGUCAAUGUCCAUCUCUUGUAAGCUUCUCCUCCGCAAGUUGUGAAGUCUGGUGUACAAGUGACGCCAGGAUUCGGCAUGUCAGCAUCUGAUUAGAUCGGUGGGGUUGUAGUGGAGUAGUGCAUGGCAGGGUGUCGACUCAGGCAGUUAGGGAGCUGGUCAUCUCGGGAAGUGGAUUAAUUUCUUCACAUCAUGUUAGGUGGUGUAUUUAGAGGUUGCCAUAUUAGUCGCCGAUUUGAUUUGCAAAGUUGGUCAUGACCUACGAUUUGUGUCAUUUGAUGCUACUUUUGAAGUAAAGAUGAAGUAAAUGUUUCACUUACGGU
Physcomitrium patens is the source of this 1093-nucleotide messenger RNA. RefSeq lists its product as uncharacterized. NCBI's taxonomy places the organism in Eukaryota, Viridiplantae, Streptophyta, Bryopsida, Funariales, Funariaceae. The record is from RefSeq and is a predicted model, not a curated record.